Trichoplax adhaerens is the source of this 3264-nucleotide messenger RNA. RefSeq lists its product as uncharacterized. The transcript is spliced from 13 exons. The record is from RefSeq and is a predicted model, not a curated record. Gene Ontology annotation, molecular function: flap-structured DNA binding; 5'-flap endonuclease activity; 5'-3' exonuclease activity. Bases 1 to 3264 code for a protein of 1087 amino acids. Gene Ontology annotation, biological process: interstrand cross-link repair. Gene Ontology annotation, cellular component: nucleus. NCBI's taxonomy places the organism in Eukaryota, Metazoa, Placozoa, Uniplacotomia, Trichoplacea, Trichoplacidae.
AUGACUGCGCACCAAAUCGAAGGCUGCACUUGGCAAUCAACCUGGCAAUCAAUGGCGGCAAUUUCAACUCGAUUAAGCCUGAAACUAAAACAAGAAAGGAAGAGGAAAUAUGAAGAAUCUGAAAGUAAUAAAUCAGUUGUGGUCAUUGACUUGACAGAGGAAGAUUUACCUGCAGAUCCUUCACCUGCUCAAGCAUCGGUUGUAAGUCGUGUACAGGCUAAAAUUAGCAAGUAUUUUGAUAAACAUCAAAAUCAUCAGCUGACUGAUGGUGCAGUGGUAUCUGCCAAUAGGAAAGGUAAAGCUGUAAAUCGAUCUACUAACAUUCAAGGCAAAGAUGACAAAACAAAAGCGAUUUUGAAAGAGAAUAAGUUAAAACAUAACGAUCAGGAUAAUGGAGCUAAUUGUGAGAGUAGCCAAGCAUGCUUGCAGAAGGAUAACACACAGCGAUUCGAUUAUCAGGAGUUAGCAAAAGACAAAUGUCAUACUUCUACUGAUCUUAUGGUGACGAGAUCAUCGAGAAUGGAGAAUUUAUCACUUAUGGAAUGUACAAGUCCGUCAUCAACAAUUGAUUCGAGGAGAUCUAUUAGUGCUAAAAGCAAAAUUACUCGUCGCGUUACUAACGCUAAAGGUAAAGAUGAUAGGACUAAAGCAACAUAUAAGGGUAAACACAGUAAUCAUGACGAUAUGGCUAAUAAAACCCUGUUGCAAGACAGCACAACAUCCUUAGAGGAGGAUAAAACGCAACAGUUAGAUUGCCAGGUAUUAGUACAAGACGAUCAUCAUACUUCUACUAGCUCUAUCGUGAUAACACCGCCUACGAAUGAGAUUACAUCAACUAUACAGAACACAAGUCCAUCGUUAACAGUCGAUUCAAGUAGAUCUGUUAUUACUAAAGAUAAAGCUAACCAUAAGGGUGUUGACAUUAAAGGUAGAGGUGGUAGAACUAAUACGAUUCGGGAAGAGAAUAUGAAGCCUAAGGUAAAAUAUAGUAAUCAAAGCGAUAUGUCUAACAGUAGCCCUCGUCAAAAUAACCAGGUAUGCUUGGAGGAGAAUAAAAUACAACAAUCAGAUUGUCAGGUAUUAGCACAAGACGAAUGUCAUACUUCAACUAAUCCUACUGUAAUAAAGCCAUCUACAAAUGAGAUUGCAUCCUCUAUACAGAGUGCAAGCCCGUCAACGGCUGUAGUAAUUGCAAGUCAGGAGAAAAUCGAUGUAGGGCCGCAAUCAAUGGUAAAAGUAGAAAAAUCGGAAGAACUUACACCUGUUUCAGCACCAGCUGGUAUUCCACAAAACGAUGAUCAAACCCAUCAAACGUCUCAAAAAGAGCCUUACCUGCCGUAUUACUUAAGUAACUUUAACAUUAUAAUCCAGACAGUACGAAACUGUAAAGACGAUGUUUGCCUUUUUAAUGAUGAAGAUUUAGUUGCUGUAGACAGCUUUUACAAUUUAUCGGUUUCUGCUCAAAAGUUAUACGUGCGUUUAUUUUUACGCGUAUACACUUGGUUCCAAUGCAGUAAGUUGAAAUAUCCCGACAUCAGGGAAGAUCUUAGUAGUGACAUCGAGCAAUUGAGGAAUGCUGGUUUAGUGGAAGAUGACGACUCCUUGACCGAUAUGGAAGAUAUCUUAAAUUUAUUACCUGGCCCAGAAGUAAAAAAGUUAGCUAAAAUGUACCAUGUUAAGUCUGGAUCGAAAAAUAAUAUUAUUGAGGCUUUAAAAAAGCUUGGUCGUCAACAAAGGGGUGUAUAUGGACAACAAGUGGAAGGAGUAUCAGGAAUCACACGGAGUGUUAUAAAACGAGCGAAAUCGGUUUUGGGAUUGUGCAUCCGAUUACAGAAGCAUCCUCGAUGUGUUUUUAAUCGUAUGUCGUUAUUGUUUGCUCUUACGUCGGCGACAUAUGACGAUGACUUAGCUAAUGGAGGACAUGCUCAAAUGGCGCAACUGAUGAUGGUAAAUUUUGGUAGGCUUGUAUACCCUGAAUAUGAAAUAUAUCGACCUACGCCAGUAUUUACAUGCCGUGAAGAUUUUAUCACAUAUGAUAGCAAGCUACAAGAGUACUAUGAUAUUAAUGAAGCAUUUGCUAGAGGAGAUGUCGAUACGGCGUUACAGUUGUAUCAUGAUGUUUAUGAUGAUUGCAAGUCUAUUAUCAAUGACUUGCUCAAUGAUGAGAAUUUUAUUGGGAGGCAGCUGCCAAGUUAUCUUAUGCAAUACACCCCUGGAUGGGUUUGCUGCCAGAUUUUAUCGUCGGGUAUUGGAUUAUUAGAAAAAAAACGAAUGUACAAGGAAGCUUCCAUGGAAUUGCAAUAUUUGUUACAACAGAAAGUAUUCUGUAACGUACGACGUGGAAAAUGGUGGGAUCGAUUAGCUCUAAUUCUAGAACAACAUUUGAAGCAGCCAGAACUUAGCCUUAAUGCCGUCAAAGAAGCUCUUGUAGAUCCAUGUAUUGGAGGAGGACGUAAACUAGCUCUUCAACAACGUGGAAUUAGACUUUGUAAUUCACCAAGUAAUAAGAAACUUCAUAUAUAUAGACAAGACAUUCCUCAAAUCAACUUGAAAGAUGCGAAUCAUAUUACAAUAACUGGUCGUCUUUACCCGGCAGUAGGGUCUGGUUAUAAAUCCGUAUUUAUUCGCCCUGGUGAAGAUUGCAGCUUUCUUUGUUCCGUUGAGGAAUUGGCUUUAUACCAUUACUUAGAUAAUGAAGGAUUUACAGAUGGUUUGCAUGCAGAGGGUGCGACAUUAUCAACGCUAUACACGUUGCUCAUGUGGGAUAUUUUAUUUACUCCAGGCGUGCCAGAUGUUUUUCGACAUCCAUUUCAGAGUGCUCCUUUGGAUUUGAUGCAUGGAGGAUUUUAUUCGAACCGUAAGGAUAUAAUUGAAGAAAAGCUACGACUAAUAAGAGAAAGUGAUGAUCAGGGUAUUGAGGACAUGAUUAAGAGUACUUGGACAAGAUAUGAAGGCAGAAUAUGUGUAGGCAUUAACUGGGAACGAUUUCCCAAUGGUUUACCCCAAGUUCAGAGUUUAGCGUUAUGUUUUGGUGGUGAAAUUUUGGCGGAUCUAUGUGAGCGUUUUUCUAAGAGCUUUGCAGCAGGUGGCCUUCCAGAUUUAGUUUUAUGGAAUAAAGAGACGAAAAAAGUUAAAUUUGCGGAAGUAAAAGGGCCGAACGAUCGUCUUUCAACCAAGCAAAUACUCUGGAUUGAUAGAAUUGUUAACUGGGGAAUUGAUGUUGAUGUUUGCCAUGUGAAAGCCAUUGGAUCGAAAGCAUUGUAA